Trichoplax adhaerens is the source of this 543-nucleotide messenger RNA. RefSeq lists its product as uncharacterized. Gene Ontology annotation, biological process: transcription by RNA polymerase I. The transcript has 6 exons. The coding region runs from base 1 to 441 and encodes 146 amino acids. The record is from RefSeq and is a predicted model, not a curated record. NCBI's taxonomy places the organism in Eukaryota, Metazoa, Placozoa, Uniplacotomia, Trichoplacea, Trichoplacidae.
AUGCCGCGUCCGCAUUUAUCAAGUGGUAAAAAGGAUUUAUCAACAGGUACCGAAAGCAAUAAGCGUCAGCUAGAAAUCACAUCUAACCCAUUUUUAGAAGAUAUUGGCAAUAAAAAUAAUCAGCUCUUUCUACUACGUUUGCCAGCUAAAUUAGAGGUGAAGAACUUACUUAAUCACAAGAUGAGCAUUAACGAAUGUUGUACCCUGAAAGUAAAGAUGCAGAAAGAGACCGUGAAGUUUCAUCUACAAAUUCGACCUUAUUCAGCUGCUAACAUUAACCGUAUCAGUAUCCUGUUACCAUCCCGUACGAGCACAAGACUUAGAAAAGCCGUGGCUUUUACUGGUACAGUCAACGUUGCAAGAUCAUUAAAAAUCCCUUCAUGUAGAGUUGCUCUUACACAGAAGAUUGGGAAUGAAUAUAAGUCCAGUAAUUAUAAUUGACAUAUCAUUCUAAUACUAACGAGAGACACUGCCGUGACUUAUUAAUCUAACUGAGUGCUCUUAGUAGCAAUAGCUACACUGCCAUUAAAAAGGAUUUUUCUG